Molecule: messenger RNA, 2349 nt
Organism: Ahaetulla prasina
Lineage: Eukaryota; Metazoa; Chordata; Lepidosauria; Squamata; Colubridae
Gene: SLC33A2
Product: major facilitator superfamily domain containing 3
Exons: 6
Coding region: 765-1904 (379 amino acids)
Biological process (GO): transmembrane transport
Cellular component (GO): membrane
Molecular function (GO): transmembrane transporter activity
Source: RefSeq, a predicted model, not a curated record
GGGUUUGACUCGGUUUAUAUUCAAGUACAAGUAUUCCGGCCCUGCCCUUGGGAAUGGAGCUGCGUCCCCGGAGUAUCCAAGUGCGGUUGCGGAGCCUGGCAAGCCCCGCUCCCCACUCAGAAAGGAGAUUCCGGGCUUCCCCUCCGGGCUUAAAGACCGCAGACUCCAGCAAGGGAAGGAAGCGCUGAGCCGGAACCAUUAUUCCCGGAAUUAUUCCCCGCCGGAAAAGGGAACGAAGAGUCUUCCUAGCAUCUUUACUCUGCCCGCGAUGGACGACUUUCCGUCUUCCGGCUUUCUGCCCGCCUCUUCCGGUGCUCCUCGCAGUCCAAGGGGCAUUUAACACAGAGAGGUGAAGCCCAGAGCGCCCUUCUUUCCAAGCGGAUUGAAUCAACGUGGGCGACAGUCUGUGUCUCUAAGGGCCCAGGCGGCCUGCAGGGCCAACUCUUUUCCGUUCCAGCCUGCCCGCCUCAGCGAUUCCUCCUACGUCACUUCCCGUUUCUUUAUGAUCAAGAAGGCCGCUUUCCUCCGCCCAGCGCCCCCUGCCGGUUGCAGCGCCGAAGGUGUCCUGGAGCGGAGUUGCCGUGGCAACGCUGGGGGGCGGCGGGCAUGGGGGUCCUUGGAAGGGGCGCCAGGUUGGGGAAACUGGCUUGGCCCGCCCUGAGCAACAGUCCCUGAGGACCUUUCUGUCCCAGCGGGGCCGGCUCCUCCCUUGGAGACGUCAGCUGGGCGGACGGCUCCUCCAGUGGGUGUACCGGGACCGAAGGAUGAACUUCAAAUAUUGGUUGCUCUUCCUGCUGUAUUUCGUGCAAGGAAUUCCUUACGGGCUGCAAUCUGGGCUUCUGCCGAUCUAUUUCCGAACUGUGGGCCUCUCCUUCACCAAGAUCAGCCUGACCAAACUGCUUUAUCUGCCAUGGUUCCUCAAGGUGCUCUGGGCCCCCUUCGUGGACUGGUAUUUCUCCAAGAAGGCCUGGCUGAUCUUCACCAUGUGCGGCUUGGCCCUGGCCUGCCUGGCCUGCUCCUUCCUGACCCCAGAGGUCGACUUCCUCGGAGUGGCCUUCGCUCUGCUGCUCAUGAACCUCUUCGCUUCCGUCCAGGACGUGGCGGCCGAUGGGAUCGCCAUCCAGAUGUUGGGAGCAGAGGAGGUGGGCUUCGGGAACAGCAUCCAGGUCGUGGCCUACAAACUGGGCUCCGUCCUGGCGGGAGGCGGCCUGCUCACUUUCCUCCAUCACCUGGGCUGGGGAGCCCUCUUCGUCGACCUGGCUCUCAUAUACGCUGCGGCCAUCGGGUUCACCUCCAGGUUCCAUCUCGAGGCCUCUCCUCAGGACAGCCUGGCCAAGGACGGCAACUUAAGCCUUCUGGGUUUCUUGCGUGAGCUUCUCCUUGUGCCGGACACGCUGUGGACCGCUGGCUUGGUCCUCAUCUACAAGUUGGAUCACAGCUUCUCUCCCCAGAAGCUGGGCUUCUGGAACGGGGUUGUGGCCGCCGCCUUUUCCAUUGCAGGCUCUUCCCUGGGGGGCCAACUGAUGUCAAACGGCAGGAAGUCCGAGUCUCUGCAAACUUUGCUGAUCCUUCGCUUUUGCAACCUCCUCUUCCAGACCUGGGUGAUGGUCGCCUACACCGACCACGCAGCUGCCUUUGAAGUGGCCGCGGUGCUGAGCAUGUGCAUCCAGCACUUCAUCGGGGGCCUGAUCACCACCCUGGUCUUCAGCAAGAUGAUGCUGUGCACUCAGAAGGCCCCAGAGAAGAUCCAGGCCACCCACUACAGCCUUCUGGCUGCUAUCGAGGUCCUCGGUAAAGUGGCUUUUAGCACCGUGGCAGGUAGCCUGGUGGACUGGCUGGGCUUUCCACACACCUUCGGCAUCUUCCUCGCCCUCUCCUUCGCCUCCGUGCUGUACAUGGUCUAAGCCAGGAUGGGCAGCGGCCGUUCUGCCAGGAUCCGUCCAGCGUUGCUGGCCAAAGGGAGAGAGAGAGAGAGAGAGAGAGAGAGGUUACCUCAAAGAGAAGCCAAUGGAAGUCACAGACGUCUCAUUAAAGCAACCGCCUCGCCCAGCUGCUUCCUGGCCAGUGUUCCUUGGUGAGGGGCGGGGAGGAGGGAGUCCGUAUCCCUCCCGGGAGCCACGUCAGAGGGUUGGAUGGGGAACAGAGAUUGCUGUGCUAAGUUCAGGGUUCAAGGUUACCUUCCACCCUUCCGAGGUGGGUAAAAUGAGGAGCCAGAUUGUUGGGGGCAAGAGGCUGACUCUGUAAACCGCUUAGAGAGGGCUAGAAAGGACUGUGAAGCGGUAUAUAAGUCUAAGGGCUAUUGCUAAGUGGGAAGGGAGGGGGGCAGGAAGGAACAGAGUACUAAGAAAG